This is a messenger RNA of Galleria mellonella (greater wax moth), 3171 nucleotides long. Its product is annotated as transmembrane protease serine 12. Gene Ontology annotation, biological process: proteolysis. The record is from RefSeq and is a predicted model, not a curated record. Gene Ontology annotation, molecular function: serine-type endopeptidase activity. The transcript has 9 exons. Bases 293 to 1615 code for a protein of 440 amino acids. NCBI's taxonomy places the organism in Eukaryota, Metazoa, Arthropoda, Insecta, Lepidoptera, Pyralidae.
GGUUCGAAAACGCUGCAGUCUACACUCGAACGUCUUGGCUUCCGAACGUUCCAAAAAAAAAGUAAAUUCAAAUUUAAAAAUUACUUACAUUACGACGCGUUCGAUAUUUAAAAACUUUCAUUUCGCGCCCAUUUCAAAAAUAUUUUAUCUGUGAUUGGUUUUAUUGAAUUAUUUUAAAGUGAAUUCUAUUAAGUGAAAGUGUCUAGGUUUAAAAGUGAAAGGCAAUAUAAAUUUAUUUUAGAAACACAAAUACUAAACGCGCGAUGUCACAUUACAAUAGCACACUAGCGACAUGUCAGCGGUGAAAAAUGGAAACUCGAUAUGGUACCAAAGACACCAUAGAUCGAAUGCAAUCUACACAAACACAGAUAAAGUACUAAAAAAGAGGAAGAACUGUUUUUACAAUGGUAACAUAAACAAAACAAAAUGGCGACGGAAAUCAAAAUGGCGGCUGGGCGCUGUUUUGAUACCGCUGAUUGUUUUAAACUUUGUUGGACAAGUAAAUACGGAAACUCUGACCAGCAGAGUUCUAGCCUCAAUAUUCGGGUACUCCCCUACUUGUACCAUUGGAACAGAGGUCAGGCCAUGCACUCUGUCCUUGACUUGUUGGCUUCAAGGUGGAACGAGGCUCAAAGGCUGCGGAACCAGCUGGUUAUUCUCAUGCUGCCUUCCUCCUAAAACUGGAUCUAGUGAAGCUUUUGAUAAUAGUAUACCAUCAUCAGAGUGGAUGUACAACAAAGCGCCGCCGCAGUUACGGUACGUUCCCCAGCGUAGCGUGGUACCGGCCAACGUGUUCAGGAGGAGGGUCGACGAUGAUGCAGCUCAGGCGGAUUGCGGUCUACCAUCCUCUAGGAUAUUACAGAAAAGGAUAAUAGGAGGGAGGGAGGCUCGAUUCGCUGAAUUCCCCUGGCAAGCACAUGUAAGGAUAUCUGAAUUUCAAUGCGGUGGUGUGCUUGUGUCGCGGCAGUACGUGGCGACGGCGGCGCACUGCGUGUGGCGGGCGCGCGCGCGCGACGUGGCCGUGUGGCUGGGCGCGCACGACACCGCACGCGCCGGCACGCGCGCCGCCACCAAGCUGGGCGUCGUCCAGAAGAUCCUGCAUCCACUAUUCCAGUUCCGUAUGACCCAACCAGAUCGUUACGACAUCGCCCUCCUGAAGUUGUCCAGACCCAUCACGUACAUGAGCCAUAUCCUGCCCAUCUGUCUCCCGGACUUCGACCUCGAGCUGCAGGGAAGGUCCGGAGUGAUCGCCGGCUGGGGGAAGACCGACGCCAGUAACAGUCAUACGGGGACCAAUCUACUGAGAUCCGCCACAGUGCCUAUACUGAGUAAAGAGCAAUGUAUAAAGUGGCAUCAAAGCAAGCAGAUAUCCGUUGAAAUACACUCGGAAAUGAUAUGCGCGGGUCAUUCGGACGGACACCAAGACGCCUGUUUGGGCGAUUCAGGAGGCCCACUAAUCGUAUUAGACAACGGUCGCUACUAUCUCGCUGGUAUCACGUCAGCUGGCUUCGGAUGCGGCGUGGACCAUCAACCGGGGAUAUACCAUAACGUGAAAGUCACCAGCAACUGGAUCCGAGGAGUUAUAAACCCUGUUACCAACUAUAUAGAUUUUUAAUGGUACACAGUAAUAAAUGGUAAUCAACAUAUCAGACGUUAUCUGUCCACUAUUGGACAUAGGCAUCCCCCAUUGACUUCUUAGAUUAUAUAGAUAGAGACUCGAUGUCUCUAAAACGGGUCAACUAUUUAACAGCUAAUUGUCAAAUUAGCUGACUCGUUUUUUACAAGUGUUCUAUAUACUUACGCACACAAUGUAUCUUGACAUUUUUUUUUAUACAACUUAGAAUGGCAAACAAGCUGACGGCCCACCGGAUGGAAAGUGGUAACCGUCGCCUAUAGACAUGAGCAGUACCAUGGACAUAACAGAGUAUACUGUUUCGCCCGUGAUACCCCCCAUGCAUUGCCAUUCCAGAGGACUCAGGUGUUAUUACUCUGUACCCAGUAAAUUCACGCCAUAUCCCACCCUUCAAACCGAAACACAGCCAUGCAAACACAACUGCUUCACGGUUGAAACACGAAUGUGACAGAGGUAUCCAAGCAAUCGACUUUUGACAUAUCCAUAUAUAUUAUUAUUCAAUAAAUAAAAUGAGUUUUUAUACAUUAAAAAGAUGCAAAAAUUAUAAAACAAAUAUAGAUAAAAGUUAUAAAGGUAAUAACUAUUUAUCACGCAAAAUUGUAUAAAAAUGUUGACCCGCUUUUCUCCAAAGCAUUUGUAUAGAAUACUGCUUAAAAAAAACGAGUCAGCUAAUUUGACAAUUAGCUGACAAAUAGUCGAUCCGUUUUUGAGACUCGAUGCUCUAUCUAUAUAGUCUAAGUUCAUAUGUUCACAAUAAAAUAAAUUAAAAUCAUGUAAGUGUUAUUAAAAUAUUUAGACUGAAAAGCAAAUGUUAUUAAGAAACGCAAAUUAUAAUCGAGUGGAAAAUUUCGAAGCACACUUUUUUUUUAUACCACUGAGGUGGCAAACAAGCAUACAGCCCACUUGAGGGUAAGCGGUUACCGUAGCCUAUGAACGCCUGCAAUACCAGAGGUAUUACGCGCGCGUUGCCGACCCUUAAGAAACCUCUUUACCCCCCUUUUUGAAGAACCCCAUGCUAUCACAUGAUAUAGUAGACUGCUUUAAUAAUAGUAAAUAAGUAUUAAAAAAAUAUAUAUUAAAAAAUUGCUCAUGUUUUUUUUUCUGUUAAUGAGAAUGCUGACUGUACAUGAUUAUGAAAAAUGGCAAAUAAUUAUAUAUAUAAAGAUAUAUGUAUAAAGACCAUUGAUAUAAAAAAAAAUUAUAAAUUAAAAGAAAAUUGGCUUUUUUUUUAAUAUAUAAAAAAAAGAUUUUAAAAGAGUUAUUAAUUAAAAAGAUGUUUCCCUUCACUUAUUCAAAUGCUUAGCUUGCCAAUUUUCUGUCUAAUCACAUUAUUUAUUUAUUUAUUCAUUAGUACAAAUAUGUGUACAUGGCGGACUUAAUGCUAAAAGCAUUCUCUCCCAGUCAACCAUAGGGAAGUGUCAGAAUACUCGAAUGCGGUACUAGUAAUUAUUGAUAUACAUACAUACUAAACUUGAUAUACAUUACCUGAGAGUUGAUCUCCGUUAUUGUUUAAAUUUAUUUAUUUCAUUAUUUAUUUA